GGGAGUCUGAAGGGGGAGGGGCAGGGAACCCGCUGGAGGAGGAGCUGGUAAGGGGGCUCGAGGGCGGGGUGUCCCUGCCAGGGGAAGCCCUGAGGCGGAGGGACGAUGGUUUUGAGGUAGGGUUUUGGGGAGAGGAAGCAAGAGCCAUUUCCUGCCUUCAGCAAAGACCCUCCUCUGAGGGCCUCCCCCACCAGUUGCCCAACAGUGACACUCACCUCCGCCCCUCCGCUGGCUCCUAUUUCACCAGCUCCUGCAGUGACAGCUGGAGGGCCCAGGAGAUGAAGUUCCCGCUCCCCACCCCGGUCUUCCACUCUCCACCCACUCCCCAGAGAAUCGAUUGAUUCCUGAGGUCCCCAGGCAAGGGCACUGGGGGCCGGGGAGCACUGGUGGGCUGGGCCUGCUUCAGAGACCCACCAGGGUGUGUGGCCUGAUUCCCAGGAGGAGCUACCCUGGGUUGCCAUGAGAGAGACCUUUGAGGCCCUCAGCUCCCUGGGAUUCUCUGUGGGACAGCCGGAAAUGGCCCCCCAAAGUGAGCCUGGGGAAGGGUCCCAUAAUAACCAGGAGCAGAUGUGCCCUUCCAGGGAAGACAGCAUGCUGGGCACGUGCUCUGGGCACGAGGCCCCCAGACCAGAGGAAGGCACCCACACGGAAGAAGCUCAAGCCCCCUGCAGAGGAGGCCCGCCAUGUGCACCACAGAAGGCCGAGCCCAGGGGCUCCUGCCCAGGGGAUGAGUGGAUGAUACGGAAGGUGAAGGUGGAGGAGGACGAUCAGGAGGCAGAAGAGGAGGUCGAAUGGCCCCAGCAUCUGUCAUUACUCCCCGGCCCUUUUCCGGCGCCGGACCUGGGGCCUCUGGCCGCCGCGUACAAGCUGGAGCCCGGGGCCCCAGGGGCACUGGACGGACUCGCGCUGGCCGGCUGGGCCCCGACCUCGGAGAAGCCCUAUGGCUGCGGGGAGUGCGAGCGGCGGUUCCGGGACCAGCUGACUUUGCGGCUGCACCAGAGGCUGCACCGCGGCGAGGGCCCCUGCGCCUGCCCGGACUGCGGCCGCAGCUUCGCGCAGCGCGCGCACAUGCUGCUGCACCUGCGCAGCCACCUCGGCGAGCGGCCUUUCCCCUGCUCCGAGUGCGACAAGCGCUUCAGCAAGAAGGCCCACCUGACCCGCCACCUGCGUACGCACACCGGCGAGCGGCCCUACCCGUGCGCCGAGUGCGGCAAGCGCUUCAGCCAGAAGAUACACCUGGGCUCGCACCAGAAGACGCACACGGGCGAGCGGCCCUUCCCCUGCACCGAGUGCGAGAAGCGCUUUCGCAAAAAGACGCACCUGAUCCGCCACCAGCGCAUCCACACGGGCGAGAGGCCCUACCAGUGCGCGCAGUGCUCGCGCAGCUUCACGCACAAGCAGCACUUGGUGCGGCACCAAAGGGUGCACGAGGCGGCCGGCCGCGCCCCAUCUUCCCCCGACGCGCCCGCUUCGCCGGGUUCCCCUGCCCCGUCCCCCACCCCGUCCCCUCCCGGGCCCAAGCCUUUCUCCUGCUCCGAGUGCGGCCUGAGCUUCGGCUGGAAGAAGAACCUCGCCACGCACCAGCGUCUGCACCGCGCCGGGGGGCGCCCCUUUGGGUGCGACGAGUGCGCGCUGGGCACCACGGUGGACCCCGCUGCUGCCGAGCCCUUGGCCUGCGCGCCCGGAGACACCCCGGCGACCCAGGGGGCUCCCGCCAGCGAGCGGUCCUCCUGCGCGGACUGCGGGCGCGGCUUAGCCCACGGGCAGCACCUGGCGCGGCACCGCCGCGUGCACCCAGACGAGAGGCCCUUCGCCUGCGCUCAAUGUGGCCGCCGCUUCGGCUCGAGGCCCAAUCUGGUCGCGCACUCCAGAGCCCACAGCGGCGCCAGGCCUUUCGCCUGUGCGCAGUGCGGCCGCCGCUUCAGCCGCAAGUCGCACCUGGGCCGCCACCAGGCGGUGCACACGGGCAGUCGGCCCCACGCCUGCGCCGUCUGCGCCCGCAGCUUCAGCUCCAAAACCAACCUGGUGCGCCACCAGGCCAUCCACACCGGCUCCCGCCCCUUCUCCUGCCCGCAGUGCGGCAAGAGCUUCAGCCGCAAGACCCACCUGGUGCGGCACCAGCGCAUUCACGGCGAAGCCGCCCACCCGGCCCCCGACGCCGACCUCUCGGCCCCAGCCUGGCCCGCUCCCACAGAGGUAACAGCGCCCCCCCUCUUCUUCUGAGCCUUGUUCUCUCCAGGACCCUUCCUUGGCUCGCUGGUUGGAGAGACCCACGCUGGAGAUCUUCUGGACGGCGGGCAGGAUGGCCUGGGCCCCGACGGCUCUUCUUCCCUCUUUAUCUUGCUGGAGAGAAGUCCGGAAAAGAUAACCAGCUUUGACGUUCUGUGACAAAGACAAUGUUAAGAGUGAACCCUUGCUGGGAACAGUUCAGGUGUGAGUCCCGAAAAGAAUCCCCCCAAGAGACCCCAUCAGAAAGCAGA
This is a messenger RNA of Ailuropoda melanoleuca (giant panda), 2480 nucleotides long. RefSeq names its product zinc finger protein 467 (gene ZNF467). Gene Ontology annotation, molecular function: RNA polymerase II cis-regulatory region sequence-specific DNA binding; DNA-binding transcription factor activity. Bases 460 to 2223 code for a protein of 587 amino acids. The transcript is spliced from 5 exons. Gene Ontology annotation, biological process: regulation of transcription by RNA polymerase II. The record is from RefSeq and is a predicted model, not a curated record. Lineage: Eukaryota; Metazoa; Chordata; Mammalia; Carnivora; Ursidae.